Messenger RNA from Cylindrotheca closterium, 2817 nucleotides. NCBI's taxonomy places the organism in Eukaryota, Bacillariophyta, Bacillariophyceae, Bacillariales, Bacillariaceae. The record is from the annotation of a GenBank genome assembly.
AUGCCCUCAAUAGUUCCUCCAUCCUCUCCUCCAGUCGCGAAGCGACUUCGUCAUCAAACUAAGUGUUCACGCAGACAGCCAUAUCUGCCUUCGCUAGUGCCAACUCCUCCUUUCAAUGCACUAGAACUUCUCGGAUGUGCCUUUCCUUGGCGCUGUUGCAAGUCCAAGUCUCCAAAGCGCAAUCCACCUCAUUAUCACCUCAUCCUCAAAGCCUUACGUCGUCAAGUCAAGCCUCAAAGAGUACAGUUCUAUCGGAAGACGGCAAGAACAAAGGAAAAGAAAAGAAAAAGGCAACAUAAGCAAGCCAAAAAGCAAGCAACAAGUGUUCCCCAUCAUUGGAACUCACCUUCAGAUGAAGAGAUCCUCGAAGACUACACAAGGAACAAGCAUCAUUUCCUUCACUUGAGCUUCAUCCAGAUCGACGCCCAGUAUGGAGUUGACCUUGACCAGUUUGUUCGAAGUGUCGAUCCUCUCAAGCAAUACCAUCAAAUAGCAGCCCUGUCAAAUCCUCUAUGGUUGCUGCACACCAAGUCCGAAGAAAAAGAAGUCAAAACGACUCUCAAGGCAGCUAAGUCGAAUGCUGCAACCUUGUCUCGAGCUGUCAACGCCGCUAUCUCUCAGAUUGAUUGUCAUAUUCCGCGGUUGCCUGACACUCUCCACCAUCAGUCGGUCUACCUCUCCGACAACUCUAAUAUUCCGAUGGUCAUCGAUACCGGAGCAUCUGUCUCAAUUACACCUCAUGAGUCAGAUUUCAUCUCUAAAGUCCGCCCUAGCCCACUCAAAUCUAUCAAUGGCCUCCAAGGAUCGUGUGAGGUUGUGGGAAGUAGAACAGUUGAAUGGACUGUUAGAGACGUCUAUGGAUCCGUGCGACGGAUCAGAACUACGGCUUACCUGGUUCCAUCUGCACAGAUUCGAUUGUUCUUACCACAGUGCUACUUCCAAGAGACAAAGGGAGCUGGUUCCCUUUUCUUGAACCACCGCAAAGUUGUCCUCACGCUCGCCGACGAAUCGGAACUUGAGUUUCCAUUCCAAUCAAACAAUAUUCCAAUGAUGUUGGACGCGAGUGCCCACUACGCUGGACUAGGCUUUGAAGAAGCCAACAUGCUCUGUGAAGAACAAGAGGUGUUAGGAAUGCUGUCAGUCGGAGCUGAAAACAAUCAAAAUCUUACCGCUGGUGAGAAAGAGAUGCUGCUUUAUCAUGCCAAGCUUGGGCAUGCUCACUUCAAAUGGAUUCAGCAUCUCCUAGCACAACCUAACGAUCCGAAUCACGAAGCAAUCUUACCAUGUCGCCAUAAAGGAGCAAGUAAAUCACAACGGACCAUCCUCUGUGCCGCUUGUGAACUUGGCAAGCAAGUGCGACGAACUCCUGAAUCACAACAUGCCUUCGAUGAUCGGGAAAUGGCUAUUCGAGAGGGAGAUCUGACACCGGGUGCCAAAGUUUCCAUCGAUAGCUACGUUUCCUAUGUACCUGGUAGAUUACCGCAUACCAAAGGAAAAGAAAAGAAGAAGAAUCAGUACUCAGGGGGUACUAUCUUUUGUGACCACGCUUCUGGUGCAAUCUUCAUCUUCAAUCAAGUUUCUCUUCGUGCAGGCAAAACUCUGAUGGCAAAGCACAAGUUUGAGCGAUGGGCAAAAGCCAACAACGUACCGGAUAUCAAGAGUUAUCGAGCAGACCACACGCCCUUCAACUCUGCAACUUGGCAACAUGAUCUUGCCUUGAAGAAGCAGACAAUUGAUUUCAGCGGUGUUGGGGCUCAUCAUCAGAAUGCAGUCGCCGAACGUGCAAUUCAAACGGUUACUAAGUGGGCUCGGACCAUGCUUCUCCACCAGGUCAUUCACUGGCCUGACGAAGCGGACGUCCACUUAUGGCCCUUUGCUAUGGAACAUGCAGCAUACAUCUGGAACAACCUUCCACGUCAUGACACUCGGUUAGCACCACUGGAAAUCUUCAGCCAAUCAAGGUUCCCCAACUACAAUUCUCUACAUCGCCUUCACGUCUUUGGAUGUCCUACCUAUGUCCUUGAUCCAAAACUUCAAGAUGGAAAGAAGCUUCCUAAGUGGAAUCCUCGGUCAAGACGUGGAAUGUAUCUUGGCUAUUUGCCUGACCACUCCUCCUCGGUCGCGCGAAUCCUGAACCUUCGAACCAAACAUGUCUCACCACAAUAUCGUUUUGUGUGUGACGACCACUUCAGUACUGUCCCCAACUCAGAUGCAGGGGGUGCGGCCAAUCCUCACCAACUUGAUGCCAAUCAUUGGUUCAAUUUGGUUGAAUCCGGGUACGAGAACUUUCGUGAUACUCUUGACCGUGACGCUCAAGGGCGCCCUAUUGCCCCGCCACUACAAGAUGAAUGGCUAACUCCAACUGAACGUGCCGUUCGACUCCAACGUCGGACCCUCAUCAACAAUCGUUGUCGUGCCCGCCUCCACCAACAAGCCAUCCAGCAUCGCCACCAAGCUCCGCUUCCAGGGGGUAAUAACGGUGGUCAUGCGCCUCCAGUGCCAGUGCAACCUCCAAUUCCUCUGCUACCUGUCAACCAACCGCCAAUACCUCAUGUGCAACCGGUUCACAACCAGCCUCAGGAAGCUCCGAAUGUUCAAGAUAAUCGAAAUGAAGUCGCCGAUGACCCCUCAGAAGCAAUCAAAGCUGGUGACAAUGACGACGUUGAUGAUGACUUGUCAGUUCCAGAGGGAGUAGAUGAAGAUGAGAAUUUGCAACAGGAAGAAGAACCAAACGUUCCUACAGAUGUUCCUAUUCCUAAUCAAGGUACAGAAGAUGAAGAACAAGAAGAAGAUGAAACUCUAAAUCGAACUCUAUGA